AUGUCCAGGAAAGAGGCCAGGAAGAAGGUUGGGAAGGCAGCCCAAAAAGAAACAAAGAAGGAGGCCAGGAAGGAGGUCAAGAAGAAAGCCAGGAUGGAGGCCAGGAAGUUGGUUGGGAAGGAAACCCAAAAAGAAGUGAAGAAGAAGGCCAGGAAGAAGGUCAAGAAGAAAGCCAGGAUGGAGGCUACGAAGAAAGCCAGGAAGAAGGCCAAGAAGAUGGUUGGAAAGGAAACCCAAAAAGAAGUGAAGGAGGCCAGGAAGAUGGUUGGGAAGGAAGCCCAAAAAAGAAGCAAAGAAGGAGGCCAGGAAGGAGGUCAAGAAGAAAGCCAGGAUGGAGGCAAGAAGAUGGUUGGGAAGGAAGCCCAAAAAGAAGUGAAGAAGGGGGUCAGGAAGAAGGUCAAGAAGAAAGCCAGGAUGGAGGCCACAAAGAAAGCCAGGAAGAAGGCCAGGAAGAUGGUUGGGAAGGAACCCCAAAAAAGAAGUGAAAAAGGAGGCCAGGAAGGAGGCCAAGAAGAAAGCCAGGAUGGAGGCCACAAAGAAAGCCAGGAAGAAUGCCAGGAAGAUGGUUGGAAAGGAAGCCCAAAAAAGAAGCAAAGAAGGAGGCCAGGAAGGAGGUCAAGAAGAAAGCCAGGAUGGAGGCCAUGA
Molecule: messenger RNA, 645 nt
Organism: Rana temporaria (common frog)
Lineage: Eukaryota; Metazoa; Chordata; Amphibia; Anura; Ranidae
Product: octapeptide-repeat protein T2-like
Exons: 1
Coding region: 1-645 (214 amino acids)
Source: RefSeq, a predicted model, not a curated record